Messenger RNA from Babesia bovis T2Bo, 4765 nucleotides. RefSeq lists its product as uncharacterized. Lineage: Eukaryota; Apicomplexa; Aconoidasida; Piroplasmida; Babesiidae. Bases 51 to 4715 code for a protein of 1554 amino acids. Gene Ontology annotation, molecular function: mRNA binding; helicase activity. Gene Ontology annotation, cellular component: catalytic step 2 spliceosome. The transcript is spliced from 2 exons. The record is from RefSeq and is a predicted model, not a curated record.
UUAUGCUAUAUGGACAAUAAUAUAUUUAUAUCGCACAAAUUAUAUAAACAAUGGCGGAUUCUACGGUAGAUAUUCCACCUGGCGUAGAAGGCGCGGAUCUUGGUCGCGUGCUGGAGAAGGCGACGUUAAACUUACGUCGCACUGUGCCUAGUUUUACAAGUCCGUCUGAGUUGUUAUCUACUUCUAUAUCCAAUUCCAUUUGUGAUGUUUACGGCCUUUUAUAUAAGAACAGUUUCAAUCGUCAUGAUUUAUCCAUAUUGGAACAUUCUGGUUUUGUCUUACAUUUAUGGCCAUUGAUAUCUUCGGACACUCUUCCAUUGAUUCCGAAUUUGCCAGAUGGCGAUCGUGAACGAUUUGUUGCUUUGCGUUUUUCUGCUGUAAUGACAUGCGUUUGGGCGGUUGUAGAGGAUCACAACAGCGGUAGAAGUGAAUAUGCCGACAUGUUACGACAAAUUGCAAAAGACUAUCCAAGAGCUUUCGAGUGUAUUUUUUUGAACGCCGCACAGCUCUUGAUGCUUGAGAGUUGGCACAGUGAUAUAUGUGACACCCGUGACUUUGGCUGUUACGAGCGUUUGACAGUGUUAGAACAGCGCGCAUUGGUUCGAUUUUUUAUUUUAUGCUUUCAACAUUUUGAGGUUGGAAGCAUUCGUCGGUGCUGUGUAAAGCUUGUAUCCCCUGCUAUUUGGCUCCACAUUCCUCCUACACUGCGCGAGAAAAACAUAUACUCUACCAACCGUGUUGCCAAGAGUUUAUUCAUGCGCGCAACUCAGAUUUUUGAGGAGCGUUACAAAGGUUUAGACCAUAUAGACGGCAUGCCUCAGUUUUCUACCUUAGAGACGGUAUCAUCUCUCUAUGGGUUAUUUGCCAAUCCAUCUGGAUCUAGUAUAAAGUUAAGUGAAAGGUCUCGUUUUAUACUAAAUCGCGAUUUUUUAAACAGUUUGUUGAAUCAUUUUGUAUAUAUAUUGGAGGAUGGUUUAAACUUGGAAGCAUUUUCUUCUACUGACAGCAAGGAGCAAAGCAUUGCUAUGCAGCGUUUGAUGCUUUGUGAAAACUACAUGGAAUUUAUAAUUGAUUUGUUAUCUCAAUUGAAUACCCGACGUAUUGUAAAGCCUCUAAUUGACGCCAAGUUGAUUCUUGUUCGUUGUCGCCAGACUCCAUUGCACGACCAUUUGGAGGGUUCUCUAUUUAAGCACAUGCUUCGUAUUUUCGAUUUUUAUAUGCACUUUUACAUCGACGAGGAGCUUGGUACACCGUUAGACUUUGAUAAGGUGAUGGAACGGUACUACAAUCGUUUUGAUUCUUUCCAACGUAUAUGUUUCUCCAAGUUUAGUGAUGACCCUGUUUUAAAAACGGUGCACUUAAUGUCUGCUUAUGAGAUUAACCAACAGGGUGGUAUAUCUGAUUUACUAACUAAAUGCAAGUCUAGUGUCUUAGGGCGUCUUGUACUGGAACUGGGCCUCUUCUCAGUUGAUGAAAGCGAUCACAUGGAUUCCUGCUUGAUGCAUCCUCCUGCUGUUAACCUUACCCCUAUAAAACAAAAGGGCAAAGCUGCGGUUAAACAAUUUCUAAUAGGUGCAAUCAAUGCAUCAUUGGAACGUCAGGUUGACUCGGUUUCAAUUUUAAACAAUCUUCCCAUAUAUCCCACUGAAGAUCUCUUAUGGAGUUCAAGUCAACUGCCUUCGGGUCAUGACUAUAUCCGGUUAUCUUCGUUGGCUCUUCACAAGUUGAAUUUGCAAUAUUUAACUUUGUUGGACUAUCUAUAUCGCAAUUUUACUUUAUACCGUUUGGAGAGUGCAUCUCAGAUAAAAACUGAUUUGGAGGAGGCUAUUGACUCAUGUUGUCCUCGUGGUUAUUUGAGUCGCCAAGGUGAUAAAGUAUCCCAAUCUGGCAUGGUAGAGACUCGAUUUGAGGGUAGUCAUCCUAUGGCAAUCGAGAUAACAUCUGUGUUAAUUCGUGAUGUAUUUUCCGCAACAGUUUUGCGCUCUGAUUCGAGUUAUGUUGAUGCUGAGAUUGUUGUAGACACAUCAACCGUGAAGCAAUUUCAGGUACGACGUGAUUGGCAACAGUUGAAGCGCCAUGAUGUCAUCUUUCUUAUAGGUGUAUCAGCUCCGUUGCAGCAAGUUCGAAAGCGUCUUGACGAGUAUGAAUCUCCAGAGGAGAUACCUUUGAAUUUGGGUAUAAACCUUGUACGAGGUGCUGAGAUACAGCAGGUAUUGGACGAGGAUGGCCACGUGAUAUCUGAUUUGAACCCCUAUGAAACUAGGACUCCUAUAGGUUUCCGUUUAAUUCUUCGGGUUCGUCUUGAUUACCACCAAUACAUCGAAGACAUUAAUCAGGAUCCUAACAUGUACAGUCGUAUGAAUCUAUUGGUACGUCGUCACUCUCGUGUGAAUAAUUUUAAAUCGGUUUUGAUGUCACUUCGGCACAUGAUAAAUACUCCAACUAAAUUGACGCCAUGGUUGAGCGAUAUAUUUUUGGGUUUCGGUGACCCUGUUCAAUGCCAAUACACUAAACAGGAACCUAUAAAUUGGAAUUUGAAUUUACUGAACACUUGGAAGAACGUUGACCAUUAUUUCAACACGUGUCAAGGUUUUAGCGUGAAAGUGGUUGUCAUCGACGAAACCAUAGAUGAAUGGUUAACCCAUGGGAUCGCCGAAUGCCAUUUUUCAGUUCGUGGUAUAAGCGACGCGCUACUAAAAGACAGUGACUCUUCAUCGCUCGCUUCAUCUAUAGCUAACGACGUUUCAAUAUGGAAUAACCUUGGCAUGUCUAUAUCCACUAUAGACACAAAGUCAAUUCAAUCUAUUGGUCCGCAUCGGUAUUUAUUCAAUACAUCAUCUAGAAAGGUUGCCAUCGAAAUCGAUCCCGUGAUGUUAACUAACUUUGUGGAGCACGGGCAUCUCACUCACGGAGUACGCAAGGACCUUCCAGUAUUACCCAAGAUGGCUGUGUUGUUGCCUAGGUUUAACAAGUUGUGUGCUCUCUCGUCACCCAAUGACCAAAAUGGUAUAGUGUUCACCGGAACCCAGGUUGAAUCUAUUCGGUCCGGUAUAUCUCCUGGACUAACUGUGAUUGUCGGCCCCCCUGGUACGGGUAAAACUGACUGCGUUUGCCAGAUUGUUGGAAUACUAUUCCAAAACAACUCCCAGGAGCGUACUGUUAUUUGUACUCAUAGCAACUACGCAUUGAAUGACAUUUUCACCAAGCUUGUGGUUAAUGGUCACGUUGACGAACAUCACAUUGUCCGUUUAGGUGGUGCUGAAUUUGAGAUUGAAGGCCUGGGUGACUUCUCUAAAUGGGGACGAGUAAACUUUAUUCUGCAGCGUAGGCUUGACAUGCUAGACGUGGUGAAGAAGCUGGUUGAUGCCUUGGAGUUGCCUGGUGAUUACAACUUUAACAUUCAGCUUGCAUUGUCAUUUUUUGAAUCAAAAAUAGUUCCUUUAUUGCGUCAUGUAGACUCGUUAAAUUCUGUGGCUACUAAAGAAACACGUAUUGAUGCCACGGAUGGUAUACACUCUGACCACAUCGAGUCCUUAUCUCGCAGUUUAUCAUUAUUGAACAAAUUCUUCGCCACCACUAUGGAGUUUCCUAGUACAUUGCGUGAUAUACGAAAACUUUGGGACAAACUAUCGCCAUUAUCGGAGGAUUCGUCUUUGACAGGAUCGCACUGCGAGUUUCUUCGUUAUUUCCACAGUAUGUUGAAGGAGCUUCAGCCGUUUGAGGUUUUGCGUAAUAACUAUGACCGUGGUCGUUAUUUGGUCGAGAAGUACGCCAGACUGGUUGCUAUGACUUGUACUCACGCUGCAAUAGCUCGCGAGACAUUGAGCAAUUUACGUUACAGCAAUCUUGUGAUGGAGGAAGCAGCUCAAGUAAUGGAGGCUGAGACGUUUGCUCUGCUUGCUCAUCCUUUGAAGCGUAUUAUUUUGAGUGGAGAUCACUACCAGUUACCACCCGUGAUAAACAAUCGCAGUCUCCAGCGUUUUUCGAAUAUGCAGCAAUCUUUAUUCCACCGUUUAAUUCGUUUGGACACUCCUCAUGUUAUGCUUGACAGUCAGGGUCGUUCUCGUCCCGAGAUCGCCAACCUGUAUACCCAUUUCUAUCCUAUUUCUAUUAGCAACAUAGACCUGGCGUUAUCCCGUCCUGAGUUUGGCAAACCUAAUCAUCAUAUGGAGCACACCGUCCAGUUUGUUGAUUGCUCUGGUACUGAGUCAGCACCCAUAGCUCAUUAUUACCAGAACUUGGAGGAAGCUGAGUUUGUGGUGUCUACCUACAUGUAUAUGCGCUUGUGUGGCUAUUCUGAAAGUCAAAUAGUGAUUUUAUGUUCAUAUAACGGUCAGAAGGCAUUGAUAGAGGACAUCGUAAAGCACAAGUGUGCUUGGGACCCACGGAUAAAAUCACCUCGUGCAAUUGCUACUAUUGAUAAAUUCCAGGGUCGGCAAGCUGACAUUGUUUUGUUAUCAUUAGUUCGUACUACAAGACCAGGUCACUUACGUGACCCUAGGCGUAUGUUGGUUGCUUUGAGUCGUGCUCGCCUCGGUUUAUAUAUAUUUGGCUCUUGGAAUAUAAUUAACGGAUGUCGUGAGCUCAAGCCUUUCACAUCACGUCUGGAAGGCACUAGCCAUCAACUCCGCGUUCUGCCAACUGGUGAUUCUUCCAGUGCAGUAUCGGUAUCCACAUCUGCUGAAAUGUUUGCAAUUGUGGACAGCUUAAGAUGAGUAACACUCUUUAAAUUCUAAAGGCGCUAUGUAACACUGAUGUAUAGUUA